UCCCGUCCCGACUCGUUACUUACGGCGCCGGCACAGCACCACCGGCUGCGGGAAGGCAUGGAAGAGGAGCUCCGGCAUCACCACGCCCCCACCGUCAACAUCCAUGGCGAAGACGAAGAUGACGACCCGCCGGUGCUCAGCUCCCACGCUCUGGCGGCUCUGCAGGAGUUCCUCAGUGAGCAAAACCAGUCCCCGGCUCCCCAGACCGCCGAGGAAGAAGCUGAAGAAGAUGUAGCGCUCGUGUCGGAGGACUGGCGGCUGAGCCAGUUCUGGUACGACCGCGAAACCGCAGAGACGGUGGCCAAUGAGGUCCUGUCCCUCUGCGUCGCCUCUGGCUCCCCCCGCCGCGUCGCUUGCAUCGCUUGCCCCACCCUCUACGCCUAUCUCAAAAAAAUUGACCCCAGUGUCGCCGCGCAACUUCUCGAGUAUGACCAAAGAUUCGGUCAAUAUGGGAGUGACUUUACGUUUUAUGAUUAUAACCAACCGGAAGAGUUGCCAGUAGAUCUAAAGCAUGCAUUCGAGAUCGUGGUUGCUGAUCCUCCUUAUCUUAGUAAGGAGUGCUUGGAGAAGGUUGCUCAGACAAUAUCUCUCCUCGCGAGCCCCAAAGAUUGUAGCUUGCUCCUACUCACAGGUGAGGUGCAGAGGGACAGGGCUGCUGAACUAUUGGGACUGUGGCCAUGUGUUUUCCGACCUCAGCACACCAGCAAGCUUGGGAACGAGUUCCGUCUGUUCACAAACUAUGACCCGGGGUUGAGAUUAGGAGGAUGGGAACCCGAAAAGUAAGGUUCUUAUGUCUCUAUGAAUCUAGAUUGAUGGAUCUUUUGCGGGUUGUAACAUUUGCAGUUCUCUGCCGAUGCCAUGCCAUGUAGCAAACUAAGAGCAUAUCAUCAUCAUGUAUCAGUUUCAUGCCCUAUAUUCUGCUUCUAAUUUCGCUUGUCCUACUACCUUUUCGAUAA
Molecule: messenger RNA, 956 nt
Organism: Punica granatum (pomegranate)
Lineage: Eukaryota; Viridiplantae; Streptophyta; Magnoliopsida; Myrtales; Lythraceae
Source: RefSeq, a predicted model, not a curated record